AUGGACAUUGGCACAUCGCGCCCAACCCUCUUCGACGGCAUCCGCAAUUUCUGCGGCGUCUCUCUUGUCGGCGCCUUUACCUCGCAUCUUUUGCUGCUCAUCGGUGACUCCGGUGUCGGCAAGUCUUGUCUGCUGCUUCGUUUCGCCGACGACACCUACACCGAGUCCUACAUCUCAACCAUCGGUGUCGACUUCAAAAUCCGGACGAUCGAGCUCGAUGGCAAGACCGUGAAGCUGCAGAUUACAGAACCGAACCAAACCGAACCAAACCAAACCAAACCGUGGAAUGCUAACUUCGCCUCGCAGUGGGACACGGCUGGCCAGGAGCGCUUCCGCACAAUCACCUCCUCGUACUACCGCGGCGCCCACGGUAUCUGCGUCGUCUACGAUGUCACCGACAUGGACUCGUUCAACAACGUCAAGCAGUGGCUGCAGGAGAUCGACCGGUACGCCACCGAGGGCGUCAACAAGCUGCUGGUCGGCAACAAGAGCGAUAUGUCCGAGAAGAAGGUCGUCGACUACCAGGUCGCCAAGGAGUUCGCGGACAGCCUGGGCAUUCCCUUCCUCGAGACCUCCGCCAAGAACGCCAGCAACGUUGAGCAGGCCUUCUUGACAAUGGCCCGCCAGAUUAAGGAGCGGAUGGGUAGCACCGCCACAAACAACACCAAGCCUAGCGUGCAAGUCGGUGCUGGCCACGGCGUCUCCAACAACCAGAGCGGCGGCUGCUGUUAA
Sporothrix schenckii 1099-18 is the source of this 732-nucleotide messenger RNA. Its product is annotated as Rab family GTPase YPT1. Gene Ontology annotation, molecular function: GTPase activity; GTP binding. Lineage: Eukaryota; Fungi; Ascomycota; Sordariomycetes; Ophiostomatales; Ophiostomataceae. The record is from RefSeq and is a predicted model, not a curated record. The transcript is spliced from 4 exons. The coding region runs from base 1 to 732 and encodes 243 amino acids.